This is a messenger RNA of Aspergillus sclerotioniger CBS 115572, 2100 nucleotides long. RefSeq names its product M3 family metallopeptidase. Gene Ontology annotation, biological process: proteolysis; peptide metabolic process. The coding region runs from base 1 to 2100 and encodes 699 amino acids. NCBI's taxonomy places the organism in Eukaryota, Fungi, Ascomycota, Eurotiomycetes, Eurotiales, Aspergillaceae. Gene Ontology annotation, cellular component: mitochondrial intermembrane space. The record is from RefSeq and is a predicted model, not a curated record. Gene Ontology annotation, molecular function: metalloendopeptidase activity. The transcript has 5 exons.
AUGUCUACCCCUCAGUCCCUCCCCCGGGUCUUGAAAGUCCACGAGAUCAUCCCAACGAUGCAACGCAUUGUCUCACAGCAAAACGCCAUUAAAGAUGAGAUUAUCUGCACCGUCAGCCCUCUCACUGCCAGCUUCGAUACAGUGCUGCGUCCCUGGGCCGAUGUCGAGAAUCUCGUGCAAGGUGAACUGGGCAUGAUCUACAUGCUUCAAUACGGCUCUCCUGACAUGGCAACUCAAGACGCGUUCACGCAGGCUCGCCAGCUUCUCUUGGCGGCGGAGUUGCAAUGGGCCUCCAACGAAGACUUCCAUCGUCUAGUUCAAGCCGUUCAUGAUAAGCAUGAAGAACUAGACACCGAGUCGGCGCUCUUCUUAAAGGAAGAGUUGCUGGUGUACAGACGAGCUGGAUGGGGCGUCCUGAGUGCUGCUCAGCGCGAGGAAUAUCUACAGGAAAAAAGAGAGAUAUCCAAGUUAGAGAGCGCAUUCAAUCGCAAUCUCGCCCAGGAGGACGGCGGGGUGUGGUUUGUGAAGUCAGAGCUGGACGGCAUCCCGGCCGAUGAUCUGGCCAAGUGGAAGAUGAUGACGAAUACGCAAACCCCAAGUCAAGAAAUUUAUGUGUUUGUGCCCUUUGCCAAUGGGGGGAUGAUGACGGUGGGAACACUGGCUAAUAAUCCGAACACUCGUAAGAAGAUGUACCUGGAGAACAACCGAAAGCUGGCAGUCAAUGGUCCCAUCUUUGAGGAGAUCAUCAAGCGACGUACCUCUCAGGCGCACCUUUUGGGAUACCCUUCGCAUGCGGCAGUGGUGUUGGAAAGAAGGAUAGCGAAGACACCACAAUGGGUGGAAACCUUCCUGAGUCAGAUCCAGGAUGAUCUGGUGGCACGGGGAAAGACAGAAGUCGAAGUAUUGCAGAGACAUAGGCUCCAGGAUCUACAAUCACAAGACCAAGAAGUGGAAGGAAGAUUUCCGGCAUGGGAUCAGAUGUAUUAUCAGCGUCUGGUCGAGAAGGGGUUUCAAAUCGACCACGUCCAGAUCGCUGAGUUCUUUCCAGUAGAGAGAACAGCGGCAGCUAUGUUGGAGAUAUUUGCAUCUGUGUUGGGAUUGCGUUUUGAUGCCAUCACCGCGCAGUCUGACCAGCUCUGGCAUGAGAGCGUCCAAGUGUUUGCGGUCUGGGAUGACCGUUCCUCUGAAUUCAUCAGAUAUCUUCAUUUCGACCUCUUGUGGCGUGAGAACAAGUAUCGAGGAAACCAGAACGUGACUAUCGAGGCGGGAUACACCAAGUCCGACGGCAGCAGAUCUUAUCCUUCCACCAUUCUCAUGUGCGCGUUUCCCACUCCCACCCCAGACAGCUGCGCUCUACUCAAGCAUCAUCAAGUGAUAACCUUAUUUCAUGAGCUCGGCCAUGGUAUCCACAACCUCCUCUCAAAAACCAAAUAUGUCCGGUUUCACGGUGUCAACCUCCCCCGCGACUUAUCCGAGAUGCCUAGCACUAAUCUAGAAAACUGGUGCUGGAUACCUGACGUAUUAAAGAGUAUAAGCUGUCAUUACACCACUAUGAACUCGAACUAUCUAGCCAAAUGGCGAAGUCAGAACCCCGGCCUGCCUGACCCACCGCAGAAGAUUCCCGACGAGUUGGUUGAUAACCUCGUCAAAUAUCGUUAUUGGGGACGGGGGCUUUAUCAUCUGGAGCAAUUAACAACCUCGCUCUUCGACCUCAAAAUCCACUCCUUCCGAAACCCCCAGGACCUAUCAUCCCUCAACAUGCACAAACUCUGGUACGACCUUCGUCACCAGCUCGAAGGUAUGGAUUUCUCUGAAUGUCGAGACGGGUUCGAUUACUGCGCCUUUACUCAUCUGUGUGCUGCCUAUGAUGCGGGUUAUUACUCUUAUCUAUGUUGCGCCGCCUUCGCAGAAGACGUCUUUCAGACUAAAUUCGCUCAUGAUCCCUUCAACCGCGAUGCAUGGGAUGAGUAUCGGAGGGAAUUCUUGCAGAUUGGUGGAGGAAAUGGAGACAUGCUGGGAUUAAUGACGCAGUACUUGGGCCGGGCACCGAACUCGAGGGCAUUGGUGGAUCGGUUGAUGGGGGCGACAGCAGUGGUAUAG